This is a messenger RNA of Drosophila suzukii, 1759 nucleotides long. RefSeq names its product Ionotropic receptor 67b (gene Ir67b). NCBI's taxonomy places the organism in Eukaryota, Metazoa, Arthropoda, Insecta, Diptera, Drosophilidae. The record is from RefSeq and is a predicted model, not a curated record.
AUGGAUUUGCUUUACCUCAACACGCUUCAGAGUCUUUCUCUGUUUGAAGGAAAUCGCUUGGGUCAAACCAUUCAGGAGCUAAAUAACUUGUACCAAGUGGAACUGAAUGUGUUUUUGGAGUUUGGAAAUGGUUCUGAUAUCCUGGCAGCAGCCCGACGUCCUUUUAUACCUUCUCUUUGGAUUAAAAAUACUAAAACCCAACUCGUUAUGGAAGGAAACUACAGUAGUUGCACCCUUACCGUUUUGUAUCUGGAAGAUGAGUAUCUGCAUCGUGGUCUUAACUAUCUUACAAACUGGCUAUGGAAAUAUCAUUACCUACAAGUAUUAAUAUUUUAUAACGGAGAAACGUAUCAAAAAUUAACAGAAAUAUUCAGCUAUUGCUUUGGUAAUGGUUUUGUUGAGAUACUUGUAAUGAUUCCGAAUUCGAAAGGACUCUAUACCUUUAUGCCUUACCAGAACAUUCGGAUUUUGCACUAUAAUAAUGUCAAAGAGUUUUAUGAUCACUCUCGCAAUAAAACAGAUUUUAAUGGCUAUAAUAUUACGAGUGGACUUGUAACAGCGGGAGCUCCUCGUUCGUUUUCCUUUAGAGAUCGUCAUAACCGGUUAAUCCUAUCGGGAUAUAUGCUUCGGAUGGUUCUGGAAUUUACAAAUCAAUUUAAUGGAUCCGUUCGGCUAAUGGAUGUAGUACGUGUAAAGGAUGGUCUAGAACUUUUGGCUAAUCGUACUAUCGACUUUUUUCCAUUUCUAAUCAGACCACUUCAUAAGUUCGCAAUGACAAAUAUUCUUUAUCUGGAGAAUUGUGGUCUUAUAGUGCCCUCAUCAAGGCCCUUGCCUAACUGCAUUUAUUUGAUCAGACCCUUUACAUUUAGCACCUGGAUUACUUGGCUGUUAACGUUAAUAUACUGCUCAUUGGCUUUAAGGAUUUUAACCAGAGGACAAAUAAGCCUUAGUUCCGCUUUUAUGAUUAUUUUUCGAUUGGUAUUGUAUCUCUCAUGUGGCAGUGAAUUGGGAACUCGACCAUCUCAUCAUCGUUUCUUGCUCUUCAUAAUAUUAACAACUUCAGGAUUUAUAUUAACCAAUCUUUAUCUGGCCCAACUUUCGAGUAAUUUGGCUGCAGGACUUUACGAAAAACAAAUAAAUACUUGGGAGGACUUGGACGAAACACAUGAAAUCUGGCCCUUGAUAGAUGUUGAUGUGACAACUAUGGAACAAUUAAUUCCCGAUCGAAAGGGACUACUGAAACGCAUAGUUCGCACAUCAGAGGCAAAUGUAGAUAUGUAUCGUAGGAAGCUAAAUACAAGCUGUAUUCACUCAGGAUUUUUUGAUCGCAUUGAGUUUGUUCUUCACCAACAGCAAUUUCUAAGAUUUCCUAUUUUCCGGAAAUUUCCGCAUAUCCUAUACCAGCAACCUCUUCAAAUUUCGAUUGCAUUUGGUCGUCCUUACUCAGAGUUGUUCAAUUGGUUUGUGAGAAAAAUAUUCGAAAGCGGGAUUUAUUUGAAAAUGAAGGACGAUGUCUAUCGACAUGGAAUUCAAAGUGACUUAUUGAGUUUCGGAUUUCGUGAUCAGCAUAUGGAAGUGAAAUCUAAUGAUGUGGAAUAUUAUUACCUAAUUGCUUUAUUGUGGUUGGAUGGUUUGUCUUUGGCCACCAUUUCAUUUCUCAUUGAAUUGCUUAUAGGAUCUACUAAAAUAAAAAUAAUUAUACAUUUUAAGACGAUCAAUUAUGAUAGAAAUACAUUUUUAAAAGAUCUAAAACACUAAA